Messenger RNA from Triplophysa dalaica, 6247 nucleotides. RefSeq names its product G protein-coupled receptor 179 (gene gpr179). Gene Ontology annotation, molecular function: G protein-coupled receptor activity. Gene Ontology annotation, cellular component: membrane. Gene Ontology annotation, biological process: G protein-coupled receptor signaling pathway. The record is from RefSeq and is a predicted model, not a curated record. Lineage: Eukaryota; Metazoa; Chordata; Actinopteri; Cypriniformes; Nemacheilidae.
CAUACACUCAUCAUUAUAACAAUCCAACAUUAACAGAUGUGUCUCUCUCAGUACCCGCCAUAGCCGACAGAUUGGGAGAGCGAGAGAGAAACAGUGAGAGAGCUUCACAGGAGGACUGCAGUGUAAGUCAAAAGGUAAGCUGGCGAUCAGGAUCCUCGGUACCAAGGGAGCAUCUGUGUCUGGAUUUCGCAACAGCUUCAUCUUGGCAAGCUUCAUGUUGGUCGAAAGUAACCAAGUGAUGGACUGAGGGCAGGAUGGGUGGAAAGUAAACGUUGUCGCCUCCUUUGAACUUCAUGUGUAGGGUGAAGUGUGUGUGCGGCGUGUGUGCGUCGUGUGCAACGGGAACCCUGCGAUUCUAAAACAGGAGAGAAGAAACAGAACCACACAAAGAGAGAAAUGAAGUGAACGGAGUUUUAUUCUCAAAGCAUCCUAGAAUGUAAGAUAUCACAGGAUUCUGAAUUUUGUUGAAUGAUACCAUUGCAAUCAUGGGCCCUCAGGGUGGAGUCCUGCUGCUUCUUUUUCAGCUUCCCUGCUUACUUUCUGCUCAACUCAGCACUGUGUCUGGGCCUGAUCUCUCCAGCCUGGAUCUCACCCCAUCACCUUUUCCAACCGUCCAAAAUACAAGCAUCACAACAGGAGAGAGUUUGUACAACAGCAUCUUGGCUACCAGUCAAGGCCCGACUGUAAAAGUGAACGAGAACCAGUCUGCAGCGGAGACUUACCUCCACACUGGCGAGUCGUCAUCCCUGGCUGGAUCUACCUGCACUCAGACUUUCCAACUUCCCGUUCAGCAGGGAUCUCCACCGAGAGACCUUUUUCCAUUCGUGCACCAAGCCGUAGCAUCUCUCACCAACGCUGCCAACUUCCUCAACUUGAUAUUCCAAGCCAGCGAGUUGAGAGAAACAAGCGUACGAGAGGAUAUCGAAUGGUAUCACGCUCUGGUCCGGGCCUUGCUGGAAGGAGACAGGCCAGGCCUGGUCAGACGAGCUUUCCUGAUGUUCGAUGCUGACCCCACUAUCCAACAGCCCCAACUGGUGCUCCGAGCAUCUAAGGAUGCCACCCAGGACAUCCUCUUGCAGGACCUCACUUCUGUCUGGAGCAGCCUCCUUCCUCCUGCUCCUGACCAAAGCUGGUUUAAUUCCUUCAAAUCUGGCUCCCCACCUCUCCACGCUUUGUCUAAACGAAUUCUUUUAAAUGAUCUGAGUACCCUAGACACACCUAAGUGGGCCCGCGGCGAUAGUUAUGUGAUGAAUAGCAGUGGGUUUCAAUGGGGAGGUUCUCCUUUCCUCGAGUGCGUGGAUGGUCGGUUUUUACCAGGAUGGUUGAUCAGCCUCUCGAUGCCAUUUUACGGGCUGAAGCCAGAUCUCAGCCCGGAGUUCAGGGGUGUGAUCCGUGUGGACGUGAACAUCCAGGGAUUCAAUGUGGAUCAGUGUGCCAGUGGAGACUUGUGGUUUGCAAACACACACAAGUGUAAUCGUACCAGCAUGGAGUGUGUGCCAAUCCCACAACAGGGCUUCCGGAUGGGUCAAUACUGCUGCAGAUGUAAAAAGGGCUAUUAUAGCCCGGUUCCAGACAUACAAAGCAAAAUGGCAGGGGGGACAAGAGUGAAUGGUACCCAAGCGUGUUACCCAGAAAUCCCUGUGUGUCUGCCCUGUUGGCCCGGGUGUGAUCAGUGUGAGGAUGGAGCCCCGUGCUGGGUGCAGGAAGACUGGCUCCUGAGAUCAGGUGUACUGGCUGUGCAGGGACUCUUCAUGGUCCUCGUUCUCAUCAGCAUGCUGGUGGCGUAUCAGUGCAGAAGAACCAAACGGAUCCGAACGUCUGGUCUUUUGUUGCUUGAGAUGAUCCUUUGCGGUUCUCUGUUGCUUUACUUCCCGGUCUUCAUUCUCUGUUUCAAACCCAGUACGUUUCGUUGUAUUCUUCUUCGGUGGGUCCGUCUGCUUGGCUUCGCUGUUGUUUAUGGAACCAUGAUGCUAAAGAUGUACCGGGUUCUGAAGGUGUUCCUCUCACGCACAGCCCAGCGAGUGCCGUACAUCACCACCACAGGUGUGCUGAGGAUACUGGGAGUCAUUGUGCUUACUGUCAGCUGGUUUCUGUGUGCAUGGACAUUUGGCGUCCUUCAGAAUCGAGACCGGAAUGUUCCGUUACUGAUCAUAUCUACCACCUCAGAAGGACAAGGUUUCAAUCUGUGCGAUCUGGACCGGUGGGACUACAUGAUGGCUGUGGCGGAGCUGUUGUUUUUGUGCUGGGGAAGUUACCUGUGCAGUGCAGUAAAGACGGUUCCCUCAGCGUUUCAUGAACCACGAUACAUGACCAUCGCCAUCCACAAUGAGCUACUGCUAUCUUCCCUAUUUCAUCUACUCAGAUUUGUCCAGCCAUCGCUUCAUCCUGACUGGAUGCUCUUGUUGUUCUUCACUCACACGCAUGUAACAAUUUCCGUUACACUUGGCCUGCUUUUCAUACCUAAGUUUCUUUACAUGUCAAGGUCGCGCCGGGAUGUAAUAGCUGCAGAGGUUUAUGAGGAUGAGGUGGAACUGCGACGCUCAUGCUCAUAUAUAAACAGCAGUUUCACCUCCAACUACUGCAGCGACCACAGUCUGGACCCUGAUGACAUUCGGGAUGAGCUGAAGAAACUGUACGCUCAGCUGGAGGUCCACAAGACCAAGAGGAUAACAAAUAGUAACCCCCAUCUGCCGAAAAAGCGCAGCUCCCGCCUCAGUAUCGGACGGUCACUCAUUAAAAGAAUCACUGAGAUCCCAGAAAGCUUGAGCAGGCAAUGCAGCCGUGAAGAUAAGGAUAUUAAUUCCGCAAUUGGGACUGUCAGUCGAGCAGGAUCUUACUACAAAAGUCCUAAUACCACAAGCAUUAAUAGGACGAAUGAAUCGUUAACACAGCCCUCUCCAAAACUGCGGAAGUCCCAUAGCACAUGUGCCCCGAGGAGAGACUCGCUUUUGAACUCCUCUAUAAAAAGCACAGCAGACAAGAGGGCUUCACAACUUUCUGACGCAGGAUCUAUUAACACGACUUUGCUGGUCUGCAAGUCCGCAAGCGCGCAUAAUUUAAGCGCCGACACUAACCUUCUACUUCCAGAGCCCACCAGGUUUCAAAAGUCCCUCAGCGUCAUAGAACGCAACGGUCAUCGGUCUCUGACUCAAUGCAGAAGCAUUGAAAACAUGUCACUUUGUGCCAAAGCAGCUCCAGCAGAAAAGCAUCAGAAAAAUGUGGACGUCAACAUACAGAAGCAGACUUCAAGUGCCUUGCUCUCCGAGUCAUUUGACAAGGCGGAGGUCUGCCCGUGGGAGGUUCCAGAAGAGCAAACUUCCAACAAGAAUCAAAAACAUGUCACAUACUCCCUUGCAAACCAAGAAGAACCCAUAUCACCUGGUGCUCCAUCGUCACCAACGCUAUUAUAUGUCUGUCCGUGGGAGUUCCUGCCACCACCUAGUUCCCCUGUGACAGAAAAUGGGAAUGGAAUACAGACCGACGCCAAUUCCACAAAACCUACCCCUCCGAUCUCCGGUAGCGCUCCAGGGUCUCCAAAUACAUUUUUUGGCAAGCAGAAAGAGUUUCAAGUGUUUUCUUUCCGCAAUGCAACUCAGAGCCUCCUUGUGGCAAAGGGCAUAGGGGAGGCUGGAAGAUGUUUGAGCAGAGAGAAAAGCUUUCAAGAAAGUGAUGUUAAAGAGGGAACACUACAAAAAUCCCUGUCAACAUCAAUGAGAUUCUCCUUGGGAAGUGUAGCUUCAAACAAGCGCACCCCACAGCCGCAGAGACGGGCUAUGACAACCAUCGGAAUCAAACCUUGCCUUGUAAAACAAGCAGCAGUACGACUGCCAUCUACAGAUUCAAGUGAGCGGAGUCCCAAACACAGUGCUCCUGUUCACAUAUGUCCAUGGGAGUCAGAUGAGGUGAUCUUGGAGGUCAAAAAGCAAAAUGAAGAUGUUUUACAAAGACAAUACAGUGACAAGCAAGCAAUAUCUGGGACAAUAAGCAAGGACUGCUACAAAUCUUCUGGGUUCCAACCUAAAUCUUUCUUAACCAUUCCAAAUACAGAGGUGUGUCCGUGGGACGUCCCGAAACCUUUUCAUCAAACCAGCAUUUCUGAAGUCUGUCCUUGGGAGGUUGUGGAAGAAUUGCAAAUUAAGAGUGUACAAACUGACGUUUGUCCUUGGGAAAUAGAUUCGACCCCAUCAAAUUAUACUAAAGACAAUACAUGCAAUGACUUUGUUCAGAAGCAGACACAUGUAAAGCCUGAACAUGUAUGCCGUUCUUAUGUUCUGGACAUGAAUGAGUCUGAGGUUAGACAGGAAUACACCAGAAAUCCAAGAGACUCAAUAAAACCAGGUGAAAGGGUAAUUUAUGUUCAAGCAGAUGACGGUUCAGCAGACCAAGAAACAGCCGAGAGUGGUCCAUACUUCUCUGAAGCACAUACAACACAGAAACAAGAAUGUGAUUUUCCCGAACCACCUUCACCCAUAACUGACUCGAGUCUUUGGGAGUCAGAGCCAAAUACAAAAGACACUUCAAAUAGCUCUUUACAAGAGACUGUGACUCCAAACGUGUCCGAGUGUCUAUUGAAAGAGGAUGAGUUUGAUAAGUCUGGAGAGAUGGCAAGUGCCAAAGAACGAGAAAGUGUCCAUGAAGAUGUUUGUCCAUGGGAAACAAGUGAACCAGGGAAAACUCUGCAAAUGCAAGAAAGUGUCCGCACUGAAGUUUGUCCAUGGGAAGUAGAUGAACCUGUGAAAACCUUACAGAAGCAAGAAAGUGUCCGCACAGAAGUUUGUCCAUGGGAAGUAGAUGAACCUGUGAAAACCUUACAGAAGCAAGAAAGUGUCCGCACAGAAGUUUGUCCAUGGGAAGUAGAUGAACCUGUGAAAACCUUACAGAAGCAAGAAAGUGUUCGCACAGAAGUUUGUCCAUGGGAAGUAGAAGAACCUGUGAAAACCUUACAGAAGCAAGAAAGUGUUCGCACAGAAGUUUGUCCAUGGGAAGUAGAUGAACCAGUCAAGAACUUGCUGAAGCAAGAAAGUGUCCGCACAGAAGUGUGUCCAUGGGAAGUAGAUGAACCUGUGAAGACCUUACAGAAGCAAGAAAGUGUUUGUGUAGAUAUCUGUCCAUGGGAAACUGCAGUGCCAGUGAAAUCUCUGCAAAAACAAGAAAGUGUCCUUGCAGAAGUUUGUCCGUGGGGAACAAGUGAACCAGUGAAAACCUUACAGAAGCAAGAAAGUGUCCAUGAAGAUGUCUGUCCAUGGGAAACCGGUGAUCCAUGUAAGUCCUUGCAGAAACAAGAAAGCGUUUAUCCACACGUCCAUCCAUGGGACGCUAAACAAUCACUCAAAGAACCUGAAGGCCACAUUGAUGCCAGCACAUCAACAAGGCAAAACAGCAUUCAAGAAAAGGACAUGGAAACACCAGAAGACACCAGGAUUCCUACAGAGAUGGGAGGCAGAGGUGUGAUUCAGCCUGCAGAUGAAAGCACAGACCCCAAAGAUGAGAUGAGGGUUACCUCUCCACUGGCCCGUUGUGACCCAUUGUGCCCUUGGGACAUGGAAAGGUGCAGACAAGAAUCUAUACCAGUGCACGAUAAUAUGGAUGUGUUUACUUGGGAGGAGACUAUACUGGAGGAAGAUGAUGGUAAUGCAGAAAGUGCUGCAGAGGCCUUCAUCUUCCCUCCAGACAUGUGACACGUAAGGGCAGUUUCAUUGUGCUUCAAAUAUUGUGACUCAAAAAUAAAUGGUCUGAACAGGCUGACAAGGAACAUCCUUCUAACAUUCCAAUUUGAGGGUUUGACCUAUGGCAACUUUGAUUUUCAGCUUUGUAAGAGACAACAUCAAUGCAGAGCUCUCCACAAUGCACAUUCCCCUUUUGCCUUACACACCCUUUGUUUAAUAUGUUAUCAUUUUGUGUGUCUUUGUGUUGGUAAGGCUAUGUAGUUGUUUAUGCGUUAGUAGAACCACUUAGUACCACAGUUCUUACAGAUCACAAGUAACAUCCACAAUAAAAGAUAAAAGUACCACUUUACUGUACAUUACUGUCUACAUAAAAUGCGAGUGUCACCAAAUCCUAAAAUCAUUUAAAUGUUUUUUAAGUUUAGUAACAAUGACAUUUGUUACACGUUCUUUUCGUUUUAAAAAUAGUGUUUUACAUCCCUUUGUGUAUGCAUUUUUGUAAUUGUUCUGUUAACAUGUUAAGGUUAUUUAAACCCUGCUUAAAUGCUGCUUUCUAAAAAUAACAAAUAUCAACAUAGGUAUUC